This is a messenger RNA of Rotaria sp. Silwood1, 792 nucleotides long. The record is from the annotation of a GenBank genome assembly. Lineage: Eukaryota; Metazoa; Rotifera; Eurotatoria; Philodinida; Philodinidae.
AUGGCUGAAAUUUUUGUACGAUGUGGUAAUUUUAUAAUGGUACCAAAUCAAUUAACACGUCUUGCUUAUGAUUCAGAGUCAUCUGAUCUUCUUCCAGCAUGUGUAAUUCAAUUCUGGAAACCUAUUAUUCAAUUAAUUCUUAAUGAUAAUAAUCUUAUUUCAUUAAUUAUUGAUAAAAUAUUAAAUUUUAUAACUGAUUAUUAUCGAUUAUCAUCAAAUGAUUUUUCAAUAAUUGAUCGACAAAGAAUUGGUUGGAUUUUUUAUUUAAUUGAACAAUCAUCAACUAAACUUGAUCUUUGUUCAAUAUUUAUACGAUUAGUACGUAUUCUUCAACCAUGGUUUGCUGAAUCACUUUCACAAAUGGUUGUUCGUAUGUCGGAUGAUAUGAAUGGAACUCGACAACCAUUAAUUAGUGAACAAAAACGUGAUACACUUCUUCGAACGAUUUCUAUGUUUGCUAAUCCAUUUGAAAAUAUUAAUAAUGAACAAUCAACAAUAGUUUCAUCACUUGAAAUUUUACCACGUAAUGAAUUAUAUAAAAAAGAAAUAACUAUGUUUAAGAAACGUACAACUUUAGCUGACGUUCCAGCUGGUUUACUCAAUAAUGAAGAUGAACAAAAUUUAGAAAUGAAUAUUGAUCUUUCAAGAACUGAUCGAAAUUUUCUUGGUUGUACAACUAAACGAAUAUUAGUGGAUUCAUUACCAAUGAAAAGAAAAAGAAAAAGUUCACCUUCAAUUGAUUCAAAGUUUUUUCAUGAUCUAAUUUAUCCUCGACAUCAUUAUCGAUAUUGA